Molecule: messenger RNA, 4081 nt
Organism: Ricinus communis (castor bean)
Lineage: Eukaryota; Viridiplantae; Streptophyta; Magnoliopsida; Malpighiales; Euphorbiaceae
Product: LRR receptor-like serine/threonine-protein kinase RGI2
Exons: 2
Coding region: 480-3860 (1126 amino acids)
Biological process (GO): protein phosphorylation
Molecular function (GO): ATP binding; protein binding; protein kinase activity
Source: RefSeq, a predicted model, not a curated record
UGGAAAUGGUGAAAUGAAAUGAUAAACAGAAUUUUCCUAGAAACAAAGAGGACACAAAGUUAAUGGGAGCGUUAUUUCUUUGUUCCUUUGAAAAAGAGUGGCUCUAAUUUCAAAACUAAAACAAUCAAUAACACUGGCCAAAUUUGAGGAAAACAAUGCAAGAACACAUGCUGGUGUAUCAGCCAAUCCAAUACUCUAUUUCAAAGUAAAUGAAAGAAACACCUAAAGGAUUAUAGCAGUAGGCAAUAGCAGAACCCCGAGGCAAGAGUGGUGGUGGAGUGGUUGAAAGAUCUUUAUAUUUUUUUUGUUUAAUUUUCUUUGUUCUUGCUUGUCAGCAAAGAAAGUAGUACUAAAUAGCAUCAAUAGAGUAAUUGAAAAUAUUAGCUGUUUUGUGUUAAGUUCAAGAUAAGAAUCAAUUUAGAUAGAGAGACCCAAUGCAAAACCAAGAGAGGUUUGGGAUUUGAUGCAAAAUUUUGCCAAUGCCGAUGUCGAGGCAACUCUUCACCACCACCCACCACCGCCACCUCCACCACCAUCAUCUCUUUCUCCUUAUUCUUACACUUCUGUCAUCUUUCUCUACACCAAAUAAUGAAGUCGAUGUACUGCUUUCUUGGCUACACAGCUCUUCUUCUUCCCCACCCUCUUCCGCUUUCUCUAACUGGAAUCAUCUGGACUCGAACCCCUGUAAAUGGUCUCAUAUUACUUGUUCUUCUAGUAACUUUGUUAUUGAAAUCGAUUUUCAAUCUGUUGAUAUUGCCCUUCCUUUCCCUUCCAAUCUUUCCUCUCUUAUCUACCUUGAAAAACUCAUUCUUUCUGGUGUUAAUCUCACUGGAACGAUCCCUCCUGAUAUUGGGGACUGCACUAAACUUACACUGCUUGAUGUUAGCUCUAAUAGUCUAGUGGGUACCAUUCCUCCAAGUAUUGGAAAUCUAAAAAAUCUCCAAGACUUGAUUUUGAACUCUAACCAGAUUACUGGAGAAAUACCAGUUGAGAUUGGCAAUUGCACCAAUCUCAAGAAUCUUAUCAUAUACGAUAAUUAUUUGAGUGGGAAGCUUCCGAUUGAAUUAGGCAGAUUAUCGGAUUUGGAGGUUGUAAGAGCAGGAGGGAACAAGAACAUUGAAGGAAAGAUUCCUGAUGAGCUUGGUGAUUGUAAGAAUUUGCAAGUGCUGGGAUUAGCUGAUACUAAAAUUUCUGGUUCGAUACCUGCAUCACUUGGGAACCUAAACAAUCUUCAGACACUAUCUGUUUACACUACAAUGCUGUCUGGUGUGAUCCCGCCGCAGUUAGGCAACUGCUCAGAGCUUGUCGACUUAUUUCUCUACGAAAAUGAUCUUUCAGGUUCACUGCCGCCAGAGUUGGGAAAACUUCAGAAACUGGAGAAAAUGUUGCUAUGGCAGAAUAAUUUUGAUGGGACCAUUCCUGAAGAAAUUGGCAACUGUAAAAGCUUGAAGAUUAUUGAUCUCUCUUUGAAUCUUUUCUCUGGGAUUAUACCUCCGUCAUUUGGAAAUCUCUCAACUCUUGAAGAGCUUAUGCUUAGUAACAAUAAUAUCUCUGGUUCAAUUCCACCUGUCCUUUCAAAUGCUACAAACCUGUUGCAGUUGCAGCUUGAUACUAACCAGAUUUCAGGUUCAAUUCCAGCAGAGCUUGGUAAGUUGACACAGCUAACAGUCUUCUUUGCCUGGCAGAAUAAACUUGAAGGAAGUAUUCCUGCACAGUUAGCUGGUUGCAGGAGCCUUGAAGCUUUAGAUUUGUCACACAAUGUACUUACUGGUAGCUUACCACCUGGCCUAUUUCAGCUUCAGAAUCUAACAAAGCUUCUCUUAAUAUCUAAUGACAUUUCUGGUUCAAUUCCUCACGAGAUUGGUAAUUGCAGCUCUCUUGUUCGGCUCAGGCUCAUAAAUAACAAAAUUAGUGGAAAUAUUCCUAAAGAAAUCGGAUUCCUCAAAGACCUUAGUUUCCUUGACUUGUCCGAUAAUCAUCUUAGCGGCAUGGUGCCAGCAGAAAUUGGCAACUGCAACGAGCUGCAGAUGCUGAACCUAAGUAACAAUACCCUUCAAGGUACUUUGCCUAGCUCUUUAUCUUCUCUGACAAGGCUUGAGGUGUUGGAUCUUUCUCUGAAUCGAUUUGUAGGUGAAAUACCAUUUGAUUUUGGUAAACUUAUCUCACUAAAUAGACUCAUUCUAAGUAAAAACUCUCUCUCUGGAGCAAUUCCUUCCUCUCUUGGCCAUUGUUCAAGUCUACAGCUGCUUGAUCUUAGCAGCAAUGAACUUUCAGGCAUCAUUCCAGUAGAAAUGUUUGAUAUUGAAGGUCUUGACAUUGCUUUGAAUUUGAGUUGGAAUGCACUAUCUGGGAUGAUUCCACUGCAGAUCUCUGCUCUGAACAAGUUAUCCAUACUUGACCUUUCACAUAACAAGCUUGGAGGAGACUUACUUGCACUUGCUGAGCUCGAAAAUAUUGUUUCGCUGAACAUCUCCUACAAUAAUUUCACUGGCUAUCUUCCAGACAGCAAGCUCUUUCGACAGUUAUCAGCAGCAGAAUUGGCAGGAAAUCAGGGAUUGUGUUCUAGGGGACGUGAGUCAUGUUUCUUAAGCAAUGGCACAAUGACGAGCAAGUCAAAUAAUAACUUCAAGCGAUCAAAGAGAUUUAACCUUGCCAUUGCAUCGCUUGUCACCUUAACUAUAGCAAUGGCAAUUUUUGGGGCUAUUGCAGUUUUGAGAGCUCGAAAGUUGACAAGAGAUGAUUGUGAAUCAGAGAUGGGGGGGGAUUCAUGGCCUUGGAAAUUCACUCCAUUUCAGAAGCUGAACUUUUCAGUAGAACAAGUCCUAAAAUGCUUAGUGGAAGCCAAUGUGAUUGGAAAGGGAUGUUCGGGAAUUGUGUAUCGUGCUGAACUAGAAAAUGGGGAAGUCAUUGCAGUGAAAAAGUUGUGGCCGGCAGCAAUAGCUGCAGGAAAUGAUUGCCAAAAUGACAGAAUAGGAGUUGGCGGAGUUCGUGAUUCCUUUUCAGCUGAGGUAAAAACUCUCGGCUCUAUACGUCACAAGAACAUUGUUAGGUUCUUGGGUUGCUGUUGGAAUAGACAUACAAGAUUGCUUAUGUAUGACUACAUGCCUAAUGGAAGUUUAGGCAGUCUUCUUCAUGAAAGAAGUGGUGGUUGCUUGGAAUGGGAAGUGAGAUAUAAAAUUGUCUUAGAGGCAGCACAAGGUCUUGCUUACUUGCACCAUGAUUGUGUUCCUCCAAUUGUUCAUAGGGAUAUCAAGGCCAAUAACAUUCUCAUUGGCCCUGAAUUUGAACCUUAUAUUGCUGAUUUUGGACUUGCUAAGCUUGUUGAUGAUGGAGACUUUGCUCGCUCUUCUGCCACUGUUGCUGGUUCCUAUGGUUACAUUGCUCCAGAGUAUGGAUACAUGAUGAAGAUAACAGAAAAGAGUGAUGUGUAUAGCUACGGUGUGGUGGUAUUGGAAGUACUAACAGGGAAGCAGCCAAUCGAUCCAACCAUACCAGAUGGGCUGCACAUUGUAGAUUGGAUAAGGCAGAAGAGAGGAAGGAAUGAAGUUCUUGAUCCAUGUUUACGGGCACGGCCAGAAUCUGAGAUUGCAGAGAUGUUGCAGACAAUAGGAGUAGCUUUGCUGUGUGUAAAUCCAUGUCCUGAUGAUAGGCCUACCAUGAAAGAUGUCUCAGCAAUGCUCAAGGAGAUAAGGCAGGAAAGGGAAGAGUGCUUGAAAGUUGACAUGCUUCUUAAUGGGUCUUCAGCAAAUAAUCCAGCAGUCAUGAUGCAACAUUCAUAUCCUCAAAGCAAUAAUUCAAGCUUUUCUGAAUCUUCUUUCUUACAAUCUUCUUCAUCCAUGGCCAAGCCGACAUUCAAAUAGGCACCAGAAAUUAUUUUUUUCUUGUCUUGUAGUUUGUUAAUUAGAUAAAUGGAUUUUUUUUGGUUCAGAACUAUAUGGUUGAUUUCCUAAAAGAGCAAAGAAAUCCCAUAAUAUUACUAGCCAGUCAUCCUUGCACUACAAUGAAUCAGAAGGCAAAAAGUCCUUGUAUGUGUAGAUUUGUUUAGGUUAAUCAAUUAAAACUUCAAAUCUUUCAAUUCAUU